AAAGGCUGUGCCCCAGAGGGCGGUGGGCAUGGAACGGGAUGCACAGGGCUGUGGGCGCGGCCCCCAGUGCUGGGAGCAUAUGCACUCUCAUUCCUGGUUUGAUAUUUGGUUGGUGGUGUGUGGAACUGGGAGUUGGACUUGAUGAUCCUUAUGGGUAUAUUCUAGCUUGAGAUACUCUGUGAUGUUGUUUGUUGGGUAUUGUAGGGGUCCUUACAUUUUGUAUUACUGCUAAAGCUGCUUUAUUUAUGUGUAUAUAAAUGCAUAUUAUGUAUACACACACACAUAUACAAACUUCACUUUGUCAUAUUAGCUACAGUUGCUGCUGCAGCAAAUGUGGGAGUGUUUGAGAUGCAGUUCAGUUCAUGGAGGGGUGUGAUUCUCCUCCUGUUAUUGAGCACACACCAGAAGUGAACAAUCUGCAGGGCCUGUGGUAGCGAGGUGCUGGUGGCACCAUUAUGUCCCAAACAGAGAGUGGUGCAGCCCAAGCUGUAUUUCAUAACGUCGUGUAGUGCUGCGAGAGCCAAAUGACACCUCUGCAAUAGCAGCGCAUGUGGAAGCUUGCAAUAAAGCAGAUGAAUAUUUGGACGUGAGGCCGGCUCAUUUUUAGCGUGUGAAAUUUACAAUUCCGUGGCUGUGAUUCCUCUCUCUCGCAGCAGCUGGUUGUUUCAGCGGCGCUUGUUGCAAGGUUGUAGGCUAACAAAUGCGAAGUCUCACGGGAGGUUGUUUUACCACAGCUCAGUGCUGUACGAAAUGUAAAACAACGUAUUGUUCUUCUAAGCAGGGGAGUCCAGGAGCAAGAAGAAAGCUGAGAAUGGAGUGCCUUCCUUGGCUUGUUUGCUGCCAGAUGUUAUCCAAGUGUUUUAUUCUGCCCAUUACGGCUCUCCAUCAGAUAAUUAAAUGCUAAAGGAUGCACGUUUGUUGGCUGAUUCUUCACUAAGGCUGUUUCGUAUCAUAGCUUUGUAACACCACAGUCGCAAAUAGAGCUGGAAAUAGGGUAAAAAACAGACAGUCUGGAAAUAUCAGUCUUUUUCAUAGUGGCGCUUUACUGUUUGUUUAUCAAGAUAAUAAAUGGGGAUAACUUUGUUUCUUUCCUUCAUCUAGUUUCUUAUCAUCUGUAUGUGAGCAUGGGUCGUUGUUCUUAAUAUAGUAACUACUCCAGGCUGUAAUCUCCUUUUUCUUCCUAUAUACAUGUGUAAAAAGGAAUAUUUAGUAUUAAAGAGGGAGGCUAUUUCAGUGCUUACACACUAAAAAGAGAUAAUCAUACCCUUAGCUGGCUACUGAGACAAAAAGGGUGUCUGUGAUUCACUGUGAAUAUGAUGACUUUUUGCUGAGAAUGAGGGAUACAUUUUUCUCUGUACCACUCAACUUUAAUUUAUAUUGUAUUUGGGAGCCCUUUGAAUUCCAUGCAUUUUAUUUUGGGUACGGAGGGAAUACGGAAAUCUGGCUGUACUUCAUAUCCUGCUUAGGUUUUUUGAAGCAAACAGAACAACGGAAAAGGGUAUUACUAUACUUAGCUCUGAAAAAAGUAAACUCCGAGUCUCUUAUAUUCAAAAGAAGCAGGUUUAUAAGACGUAAAUUGGAGUUUCAUACGUAUUUAACGUGCUUAGGGAAUGGAGAAAUGAAUAUGUUGUGUGAUUUCAUAGAGUCAUUGAGGUAGGAAAAGAUCUCUAGGUUCACCCAGUCCAACCGCAAACCCAUCCCACCAUGCCCACUGCCCACGUCCCUCAGUGCCACAUCCACACGGCUCUUGAACACCUCCAGGGAUGGUGACUGCACCACCUCCCUGGGCAGCCUGUGCCACUGCAGCACUGCUCUGAGAAUUUUUUUCCUAAUAUCCAGCCCCUCUGGUACCACUUGAGGCCUAUUCUCUAUUACUGUUACCUGGGAUAAUAAGCCGACCCCCACCUUGCUACAGCCUUUUUUCAGGUGGUUGUAGGGAGCAAUAAGGUCUCCUCUCAGCUUCCUGCUCUCUGGAAUGAAGAACUUUAUAACUAAAGAACCACCAGAUCUGUCUAUGAUCACAUAGUUCAUGUGUUCUGGCCCACUUGGGUGUCUGUGGGUCAUGACACCAGCAGUGGCAGCAGAUCUAUCCUGUGCGUUGUUUUUUCUUUUGUUUUCAGUAGAUUAUUUCUUAGUCAUUCUGAAAUUUGCCAUUAUGAGUAUGUUUACUCCGGAAAGUUUAGGUUAAAAUGAAUCAGCAUUUUGAAAAAGACAUUAGGAGAAAGUAAACAUGUUAAUGAAAACAGGAGGGAAAGUGCUUUUUUGGCUUAUCUAAGAGCAACUCAGCACUUGGGUUCUAGAGCUUAGAAUAGCAGAGGAGGGGGAAAGGGAACAUAUGCAUUGACAUAGCACAUAUGGCUGCACCUAGAGGAACUUUCAGCCAAUGACAAGCUCUUGGAAAACUGGAUGAAGUACAUAACUUGGCAAAUGUUGAUUAAAUUGCUUUAAUAUUCCAUGUAUCUUGAGUAUCACCCUGUGUGUUGGUGGCUGUGCGUCACCUGACUGUGCAGUCAUCAUCUGGACUAAGCAGUUAAGCAUGAUGCCUCCUGCAGCGUUAGGCAAUGGGUAAGUUUAAUCCUAUGUAGCCUUUCUCAUUUGUGCUUCUUCUUCAACCCCAGAGUGUAGCGGUAAUGAUGGAGUAGUGAAGGCUGGUCUUUGGGGAGGGUGGGAAGCAGAGGCUGGAGCCUGGAGGGAAUGAAAUAAGUCCAGGAGCCUGAAGAAAUUACAAGUAGUCAUAACUGGAGGGAAUGAGAAGUCAGUUGGGUGAGGAAGAAAAGUGAAUGAGGAAUAAGUAUGGUAGGUGGCUGGGGAGCCCAACGGGUGUGGAUGGGAGAGCCAGGUUGCUCAUGUUCAACCAGAUGUUGGAGUUAAAAAAGAGAAGUUGGUGGAAAACUUGCUGGUCAGAUUGUUUGGCAGAUACAGGACUGGGAUUUCAUGUUGCUUUAGUUUAUUCAGCUGGCACAAGUCGGUGUUUCAUUGAAGGGCUCCAAAAUCUAUUGAAAACCAUUAUUUACACGCAGUGGUGAGGUGCUGACACAGGCUGCCCAGAGGGGCUGUGGAUGCCCCAUCCCUGGAGGUGUUUCAAGGCCAGGUAGGAUGGGGCCCUGGGCAAAAUACUACUUGUCCUAGCGGCUGGCAACACUGCCUGUGGCAGGGAGGUUGGAAAUUGAUGAUCCUUGAGGUCCCUUCCAACCCAAGCUGAGGACAUAAAGAUAAAACUAUUGAUACUGGAACAUUCUAAUCUUAAGCAUUUUAAGUGUUCAAAAUGUGUUCAAAGUGUUCAAAUAGAGGGAUUUUUGCUUACAUAUUCAACAUCUCAAGUCCAUUUUAAUGGCAGUUGUUAGUUUAAUAAAACUCAUCAUCUUCAAUCGUAUGUCAGUAUCAUUAUGGUUUGUCUGUCAUGGAAUCAUUAGAAACAUUUAAGAGUUUUGUGAUAAGAACAUUAGAAAACAUCCGUGCCUAUGAAAUGACUUCCUACAUAAAUGUCUUGCUAUUACUGUAAAUAUUUAAUAGAAAUAAAGAUGUAGUAAGAUUGGUGCUUAUUUUGUGUCUUCUUUAUGAAAAUAUCUAUAAACACAAAACACGAUUAAUUUCAGUCACUGGGUGCUGAUAGAAAUCACAACUAAAAGAGCUUGCCAAUGCUUUUUGUUUAGGUGAAAGGAGAUGCUGCAGUGAGCAUCUCCAGAAGUAAGAGCCAUGACAAGCUUGUGGGGUUAUCCCACAGGCUGCAGUGGCAGAGACACAGAGCUGGGUAUAGCGCAUGGGCAAAGAUGGUGUUUGUCCACUCAGGGAGGUGGGGAGGGUGGGCUUCUGCUUUAUUAAUAAAAUUGUGUUUGAAAAAGUGGUUAAGUAUCAUUAGGUAGGAGAGUUGUACCAGAAUCAGUUCUGGCUGUGUAACUGCUGACUCAAACCCUCUGGUCUUCAAGGGUUCUUCAUUAGUCUUUCUAAUGCAGUACUCUUAAUGCUAUAGCAGCAAGUCAGAUGCUGCGCUAUCAAUUUGAUAGUAGGAAGUCUAAAAUACUACGAUGGCAGCUUGAAGGGGAAAAAUAAUUCUUUGCCAUCCUGUGAUAAGUAGACAGGUGUGAGGAGUUCAUGUGGUAGGAUACACAAGCAAGGACCAUGGAACUCCUUCAGUUUGCAGUGUUAAGAAGAAAAAGUAGCAAAAGAGUCAUCCUUUACAGUGUGGACAAUUGGGAAUGAAUGAGAGUGGUGGGAAAUAUUUUUGCUUCCUUGUGCUCUAAUCCCUUAGGAGUCUCGGAGCAAUUAGGGAAAGAAGCUUUCCUUUCCCUCACAUUUUGUUUUCCUUUUAUCAGGAUUUCUUUCUAGUCCCCAUAAUUCUUUCCUACUACUUUAUGGAGCUAAUAAAGCAGCAUCAAAUUACAGUGUGUAAUGGGUAGGAAAAAACUGAGAUGCUGCAGGAAGUUUCUUGGAUUGGAAAACCUUUUAACAGUUGGAAGUAUGAGGUUUUUGUGCCUGUGAGGAUUACCUUCUGCAAUGCCAAGAGCUACCUGCAGCCAGGAUACCCAGCAUGCUGAGGUGGCAUCAUUUUAUGACUAGAUUGGAAUAGAAUUCUUUCCCAUUGUUAAGAAGCACAAUGGUAAAUAGGCAGUACAGCCAUGAACAUGAGCCAAGAUGAUGCAUGAAUCCACAGAAACAUGCUGGUGCAAACCCAGAAGGUGCAGGCAAAAUGAAGGAGCUGGAGUUCUGGACAAGACCCAUCUGCUUUCAUUGUUGUGCAUUGAGAAAUGUAUAUUGCCUUAUGCAUCCUUAAUAUCUACUUAGUAAGUAAUAGUGUGUGCUUGUAAAGUGGCACCGUGUUUUAUAUAUGUAGUAUUUUUUCAUAUUUAGUACCUGAAAAUAGGAGAAUUUCCAGAAUCCCUUUAAAAUACAGAAAGCAGUGUGCUCAAUGAGUGUGAACUGCUAAAGGGGCACACAUCUUUUCAUGAGAUGCUCUGUUGUUCACAAUAGUGGAAGUUGGAAGAUAAAACCUGUGAUACAAAUACAUUGUGUGCCUUCUUAUCAAAUGGAAUGAUAUGAAGAAAAGGAUGCUGUGGAGAAUUAAUGGAACAACGAAGCAGUACAUAUAGCAUUGAAGAUGUCUUGCUGAAUAAAGCCCAUAUCAUAGGGUUGGAGGAGACCACUGAGAUCGUCUAGUCCAAAUAUUGGCCCAUCACCAUCAGUAUUUACAUCCAAGGUUCAACAUGCAAAAAAUGGUAGGUUGAAGCCUCAAUUUCUGAAAAACACAUCACCCUUAGCAAUGGAUUUUAAUGUCAUUUUAAUUUUCAGUUUCUUAAAGUGAACGGUGCACUCUUCUUUACGUUUCUUCUCAUCUUCAUCCAGAUUAAUAUAUAAAUAACUUUAUUACAUCACCAAACAAUAAAGGGAAAAAAGUGACACAAAGUAAAUCUCAUUUUACUGCAGCAGAAAAUUGGUUUUGUGGCUUUUUUUAGGGCUCUUCUCCCAAAGAAAUCGACAGCGUAGCUGUUGUGUAAUAAUCGUUGAGCUGUAUUUGUGUAUUGUAACUCCCCGAGGCAGGUAUUAUACUCCUGAACAGGAACAUAAUCUCUCUGAAAGUAUAAUAUUUCUAAAUAACGACUGUACUUUGUAAGUACAGAAGAUGGAGGAAAUGAAAGUCACCUCUCUGCUGAGUAAGGACUGCAUUCUCAUGGAGUGCACUUGUAAUAAACUUGGGUGCAUCAACUUCACAUUGAUUUGUUUGUCUUAAUUUUACUUAAUGUCUCUUAGUAGGCAGGUCGAUGGAGAUAAAUAACCACUGCAGCAAAGGUAGAAUGAACCCCUGCUGGCAUGUUGUCAUAUCUACUCUGUGUUUUACUUUGUUAUUUUGGUUUGAAUCUGCAAUAAUGUAAAUGUGUCUUGCCCUUAAUGUAUGUUAAUAUCUGUAGAUCUUAAUGUACAGACAGGUCUUUGCUUCUUAUUGGCUGGCAUUCAAAGUGAAAGUGGCUGAAGACAGGGCUCGUUUGUGCUUGAAUGAACAAGGUUGUAUUUUACUUCAUAAUAAAUACCUAAGUCUUUAAGUGGCAAAGCAAGUGGCAGUUUGUUCUGGUUUCAUAGUUAACUGUCUUCUUUGUGUUGACAACAUGAUUUUAAAGCUUGUCUGCAAGAAGAGUAAAAGGGAAAAAACAAAUGGACAACAGUAAUUCAAAGUGUGGGCUCCACAGUGCCUUGUCUCCAUCCUUUAACAGGUUUCUGUCGUGCACCUGGUACAUCGGUGGGACUCACUCUGCUGGAAUGAGAUAAUGGUGUCCUCAACCCACUGAAGGAGAAGGAGUAUUUGUUUGUAUUGAUGAUGAUUUGAUGCAAUUAACAUUUUCUUAACCAUGAUGGCAACACAGACAUUAAGUAUAGACAACUAUCAAGAUGGACAACCGAUGCAAGUAGUAACAGAGUUAAAAACUGAACAAGAUCCAAACUGCUCUGAAACUGAUGCAGAAGGGGUGAGUCCUGCCCCUGUAGAAUCUCAAACUCCAAUGGAUGCAGACAAGCAGGCCAUUUACAGGCACCCUCUAUUUCCCUUAUUAGCACUAUUAUUUGAGAAAUGUGAACAAUCUACGCAAGGAUCGGAAGGCACAACUUCUGCAAGCUUUGAUGUAGAUAUUGAAAAUUUUGUAAGGAAGCAGGAAAAAGAAGGAAAACCCUUUUUCUGUGAAGAUCCAGAAACUGAUAAUCUGAUGGUAAAAGCAAUCCAAGUUCUACGUAUCCAUCUGCUUGAGCUAGAAAAGGUUAAUGAACUUUGCAAGGACUUCUGUAGUCGCUACAUUGCCUGCCUGAAGACGAAAAUGAACAGUGAAACUCUAUUAAGUGGAGAACCUGGAAGUCCUUAUUCACCUGUGCAAUCUCAGCAAAUGCCAAGUGCCAUUGCAGGCACGCUCAGUCCCCAAGGGAUUGUGGUGCCAGCAUCAGCAUUGCAGCAGGGAAAUGUAACUAUGGCAACAGUAGCAGGAGGGACAGUAUAUCAGCCUGUUACUGUGGUCACUCCACAAGGUCAAGUGGUGACGCAAACAUUGUCACCUGGGACUAUUCGGAUCCAGAAUUCUCAGCUUCAGUUGCAAUUAAACCAAGAUCUAGGCAUCUUGCAUCAAGAUGAUGGCUCAUCAAAAAAUAAAAGAGGAGUUCUUCCCAAGCACGCCACAAAUGUGAUGAGAUCUUGGCUAUUUCAGCACAUAGGGCAUCCAUAUCCAACAGAGGAUGAGAAGAAACAGAUUGCAGCACAAACGAAUCUUACACUACUCCAGGUUAACAAUUGGUUUAUCAAUGCUAGAAGACGAAUUCUUCAGCCAAUGCUGGAUUCCAGUUGUUCUGAAACUCCAAAAACAAAGAAGAAAACAGCUCAGAACAGACCGGUUCAGAGGUUCUGGCCCGACUCCAUUGCAUCAGGAGUUGCUCAGCAGCAAUCUAAUGAGCUCACGAUGUCAGAUGGUGCUGUUGUAACAAUUACAGCUCCAGUAAACAUGAAUGUAGACAGUCUCCAGUCCUUGUCAUCCGAUGGUGCUACGUUGGCCGUUCAGCAAGUUAUGAUGGCGGGGCAAAGUGAGGAUGAGUCUGUAGACAGCAGUGAAGACGAUGGAGGAGAUCUGUCAACGACAAACAUCAGUGGGCUGGUUUUGGAUAACAGCGAUUCUCUGCAGUAGGAAGCAUGAGAGUGUGACGCAACGUUUAGGAAAAAGAAUGGACUGACUGACUGUUUUUAUAGUUUGCACAGCAAACAUUUUACACAAGUUUUAUUUCUAAUAUGUUUUAUAUGUAGAUAUAGAAGGGUGCACUUUUUUGUAUUUCAUAGUAAGCUUAAAGAGUGUUUUUGCAGGUGCAGCAACUUCUUUCAAAUGUGGUUUGUUUGUUUUUGUUUUGUUUUUUUCCAUUUCAUUUUCUUAUUUCAGAAAAUUUAUCUAGUAAUAUAAAGAACCUCGUAAGCACCCCUUUAUUCUCUGAAUUGGAAGUGCUGCCGUUUCUAAAGAAUUAUGCAGUUUCAAUUAGCGCUGUUAUUUAACACAGCUCUUUGGUGGGCAGACAAUGUACAUUUAAAGCAUGUGAGGGACUUGAUCAUUAAGUUCGAGGCGUAUAUUUGAAAGAUGCUUCUGCACCUUAAAAACUGCUAGUCUGAGGUGGACAGCAACACACAUAAAAAGAAAAAUGUUACGUGUGAUUCGGUAGCGAAUGUAUGGCAACUUGAAGAAGUUUAGUUUCUCUCAUAGUCCAUGAGCCUGUUUAUCAUUUGCUAAAAGAAAAAAAAAAAAAAAACUCCUAUUUUUACCUUACUUGGGAUUAUUGGAUAAAAAUAUUUUUAUAAAUUCAUUAGGAAUUGGGAUGACGACUGUAUUGUGCAGGAGUUUUCAAAAAGAAAAAAGAGAAAAAAUUUCCAGAGGGGAAAAAAUAAAUGUUUAGUAUUCCUAUUUGGAAGGUCUGACAAGUGGCCAAAUUUAAUAAACAAGCCUACGCUAGCACUCUGUGAUUCUCGGCUAUCCCACAGUGAUAGAGGAAACGUAUAUUUGAUAAUAGCAGAAGAAGGGCCUGCUGUUUGAUGGGGUUUUGAUAUUGUCAAACGUUGAUUUAUAUUAUGUGUAAUAUUCCAAUUACAUUAACUCUGCAUCUAGACUCGUAUCUGAAGAUAUUUGCUAAGUGAAUAUUCAGGUAAGUAAAUUCAAAUACCCACCGCGUUUCCAGUUAUUGGAGGAAUUUAAGAGUUCACAGUUUGUAGACCUGAUUCUGAAAAGUUAAAAGUUGUGUACUGUACCAUUAUGAAUUUGCUAUCACUCCAUUGCAUUGAAAAUAUGUCCACCCCCCUACUACAAAAAGAAGUUAUUUAUGGGUUUCUAUAAAAUUCCUUCAAAUCUGAAGGUCACUACUGGGGUACACAGCAGGCUUUAUUAGAGUAAAAGAUCCUCGUAUGUCAUUUAAAAAUGAAGAACUGGUGAUGAAAAUAUGUUUUGUGGUAACAAUUAAUUUUAUCCUGUCCCCACUCUCUCCCCUACAAAGUUUGGAGUCUCUGUUUAUCCAUGAACACUUACUUUUGGAACUUUGCAUUUCAAAUAACAGACUCCAAGAGUCACAGUAUGAUCGAUGUUCUCUUUUUGGCCCAAUCCCUUUGUCCCUAUGAUGGGUUAGAUCAAAGCCAGAAAUCUCCUCUCAUUAAGAGCAAAUCUAGUUGCGUUUCUAAUGUGACAAGGAAAAGGAUGUUAGCUUGCAGAAUCUUCAAACAUCAUGUUUGAGCAGAACGCGCUGCCAAUAUUUGAGUACUUAAUUUCUGCUUUCCAAAAUACUCAGGCAUGUGCUUUAAGUCCCAUUGAUUUCUGUGGGAUUAAAGCAUGUAAUUUUUUUUUUUAUGCUUAAAAUGCUUGGAAGUAGGUCUUUAAAGACUGCAUUACAAGGCAAGUUUAAACUGGUAUGAAGAAAAAAAUCAGAAAGAAAUGCCAGGAUCAGUGGUACAUGUACAGUAAUACCAGUUUUAAGUGAUUGGUAGCUGUUUUGAACAACUGAUGUUGGGACUUACUCAACAGUAGUGAUGUUUCUGCAAUAGCUUUCAUUUAUUACUGGCUGAGGAUUUAGCUUCUGAGUUCAGCUCCUGUCAUGAUCUGCUGCAGCUGGAGUGAUAUCUUCUAAACAGUUUUGGUUUGCUUAAGUUCUCUGCUUUGCUGCUUGUGCACCGCAUUUGUUAAUGGGUGCAGCAAAUGGCUGACGUAAGAUAACAUGACUGUCCCAAAACCUAUUGUCAAAACCAUUUUGAACCCCAAAAUAUUUUAAAAGGCUGCUAUCAUGUACAAAUCAUGCUCCUCUGGAAACGUUCAACUUUAAAGGAUGCCAGAGUUAACUAGAACUGAGAGACACGUUCUGUUGUUCUUAGUUGUCUUUGUUUUAACUCCAUAAGCGCUUCCCUUUAUGUAACAGGCCAUGCCUCCAGUUUCUGUGAGGGGAUUAUUCAGCUACCCUUAUUCGUAUUUAAUAAUGUCUCUAAUUUCUGUACUUGUAGCACGUAGGCAGACAAAUAAUGACUUGUCAGUGCAUACAGAGCCACGGUAAAAUCUGUUCUUCCAAAUUGGCCUAGAAGGAAAUUUGUGCUAGAAGAACAAACCAUUUCUCACCAUCUCCUUCCCCUCCGUGACAAAUUGUUGCUCCCCCAGGUCUACCAGCAGAGCUUUGCCUGUCGGCUUCUCAAGGCAGGCAAGGAAACAGCACAGCAGUGGAGCUGGGAGGGCAGUGAUUAGGCAGCAGUGAGAGGAAAAGGGUGAACUAAAGCAGGACUAAGCUGUAAGACUAUUAAAAUGAUUUAGUAUCUGUACAGCUGGCUGAAAUAUGUACAGUUUAUUUGCCAUUUUGAACCCAGUUGAAAAUAGGCAUCGGGCCUUGCAAAAGCUUCUUUAUUCAGAAAGAAAACGUUACUAGUUUGGCUUCUCCACUCCUCUAACACACCUCAGUCUUUGCAGGUUUUCUCCCAAGAAUACUGUGACCUUCUCUUUGUAUAAACAGCCGGCAAGUGAAACUGACAGAUGCCCCUAUGAAAGGGAGAACAUGAAAUAGUUCUGUUGUCAAAUUAGAAACAGAAACAGUUACUUAUUAGAACAAAAAAGGUUAACCCGUAUAAUCAAAGGUAUUACUGAGCAUACAGAACUGGAAUUGGUUUUUAACUUGGUGAGAAUUCUGUAGUAGGUACGAGCUGCAUAGAAGUGUAGGGGGGCUUUCCUUGUUUUUGGUUUGUUUUUGUUUGUUUGUUUUUUUCACAGUUUAGGGGGAAAAAAGUCGUGUUCUUCCUUAUUUGAUGUGUAAGAUUGCUGGUUUAAACAAAGCAUUACUAUUCAGGAAAAGUGUAUGUUUACAUUAGACAGUUAUUUACAAAGUCUUUUUAGGGAACCUAACAUUAAACCCAUGUAUAAUUA
This is a messenger RNA of Coturnix japonica (Japanese quail), 10886 nucleotides long. It is a transcript of the gene PKNOX1, whose product is annotated as PBX/knotted 1 homeobox 1. NCBI's taxonomy places the organism in Eukaryota, Metazoa, Chordata, Aves, Galliformes, Phasianidae. Gene Ontology annotation, molecular function: DNA binding. Gene Ontology annotation, biological process: regulation of DNA-templated transcription. The record is from RefSeq and is a predicted model, not a curated record.